This is a messenger RNA of Polyodon spathula (Mississippi paddlefish), 5915 nucleotides long. Its product is annotated as tubulin--tyrosine ligase-like. NCBI's taxonomy places the organism in Eukaryota, Metazoa, Chordata, Actinopteri, Acipenseriformes, Polyodontidae. The coding region runs from base 555 to 1703 and encodes 382 amino acids. The record is from RefSeq and is a predicted model, not a curated record. The transcript is spliced from 7 exons. Gene Ontology annotation, biological process: protein modification process.
GACUAAAAAAACUACAAAGACCAGAAAUUUCUGGCGUCUGUUUUUUUUUGUCAUGCGCGUAGCCGGUUCAUGAUGUAAAUUGACAGCUGUAAUACUGGGAGACUGGAAUAAAGGGAAAAGGGGGGUAGACUGGAUAUUGGAAAGAUGCGAUUUAAGCGAACAAAAAUCUCGCUACAAGAGUAGAAGUUGCUUGUAUUUGGCUUGAGAUGGUGUAUUUGAGAAAAGCGGCGCCUUAGCAUUUUGGUUUCUGGAAAAUCGAAUAACAUUAAUGAAGAAGAAAUUAGGACAGUCACACCCAUAUCUUCUCGGGACAUUCCCGAUCAGUGUUAUAUAUUUAUGACUGCGUGUUUUUAGGAUGCUGAUUAUUUAAUGGGUAUUUUUUUUUGCCAUUGGAGAAACGGGGGGGUCGCUAUAAAAUAAAGCUGUAUGUAUUUCUAUUUGUAAUGUAAAAUGCUUUGCUGAUUCAGGACUAGUGUGACGAUGACUCAUUUGGCGAGUACGUUUGAUAAGUGUUACAAUUGAUUGAGUUCCGCGAUACAUUAAUAGCGUUCAGCAUGAAUGUAACAAUGUAUACUUUUGUCGCCCGAGAUGAAAACAGCAGUGUUUUUGCCGAUGUGGCCAAAAGGCUCGUCUCCACUGGACAAUGGAAGCGACUGAAAAGAGACAAUCCUAGAUUUAACUUAAUGCUGGGAGAAAGGAACAGACUGCCGUUUGGAAGACUGGGUCACGAACCAGGAUUGAUGCAGCUUGUGAAUUAUUACAGAGGAGCUGACAAACUGUGUCGAAAAGCAUCAUUAGUCAAACUAAUCAAGACCACUCCAGAACUGUCCGAAUCAUGCAGCUGGUUGCCUGAAUCCUAUGCGAUCUACCCCACCAAUCUCAAAACCCCUGUUGCUCCAGCCAAGAAUGGCAUCAACCACAUGAUGAAUAACCCAAAGACAGAUGAGCGUGAGGUGUUCCUGGCGUCUUACAGCCAGAAGAAGGAGGCUGGCGAAGGCUCUGUGUGGAUAGCCAAAUCCUCUGCGGGGGCUAAAGGGGCUGGAAUUCUCAUCUCUUCAGAUGCCAAUGAGCUUUUAGAGUUCAUAGAUAAUCAAGGCCAAGUUCAUGUGAUUCAGAAGUACUUGGAAAGACCUCUACUGUUAGAACCUGGCCAUCGCAAAUUUGAUAUCAGAAGCUGGGUGCUGGUGGAUCACCAGUACAGCAUCUACCUCUAUAAGGAGGGUGUGCUGCGGACAUCCUCUGAGCCCUACGACAGCUCCGACUUGCAGGACAAAACCAGCCACCUGACAAAUCACUGUAUCCAAAAGGAGCACUCGAAAAACUAUGGCAAAUACGAAGAGGGCAACGAGAUGUUUUUCGACGAGUUCAGUCAGUAUUUAUUAAACUCUCACAAUACUGCCCUGGAUAGCAGCAUUUUACCUCAAAUCAAACAUAUAAUAAGGAGUUGCCUUCUGUGUAUCGAACCUGCAAUCAGCACCAAGCACCUGUCUUACCAGAGCUUUCAGCUGUUUGGAUUCGACUUCAUGGUGGAUGAAGAUCUGAAAGUCUGGCUGAUUGAAAUCAAUGGAGCACCAGCGUGUGCCCAGAAGCUUUACCCUGAGCUCUGCCAAGGAAUAGUGGAUGUGGCGAUCUCCAGCAUUUUUCCCUUGAGUGACUCUUCGCAGAAGCCACCCAGCCAGCAGUCCCCAUUUAUCAAGCUGUAAAUAGAAGAGGACCUCUGCUAUUUCAAAUUCAAGCUGUUAUUUUUUUCCCCAUACCUCGUGCUUUCCUGAUACCAUCAGUCGCGCUGGUUUUAAUUUGAGUGCCAAGUGAAACGGGAGGAGCAAUCUCUUGAGUGCACAGUAGGCAGGGAAGUACAGCGCUAAACAAAAAAAUGGAAUACACUUCAAAGUAAACCCAAAUGCCACCGAUACUAGAUUGGCACAGAACUUUUUUAUUCUUGCAAAUUCUUCUCCAUUUGGAAUAUUCCAAAAUGUAGCCCACAUAUUGUUGUUUAUUAAUCAAUGGCUAUUUCAUUGCAGUAGGAAUAUGGUAUAUCAUGGAGCGCUGCUGGUCAGAAUUUAUUAAUAUCAAAAGGAUUGCAAAACAUGCAGAAGAGGUGGUCUUUUCACAGUAAGUGACUGUGAGAGGUAGAUUUCUGAAUUGCUGUAUCACCCUCAGUGGUCUUAAGGACGGCAGCAUGGUUGUAAGAUCUCAAUAUUUUACUUUUUAUCAUACAGGACCUUUGACUUGAGUGCCUUACAUCAUGCCCCCACCCCACCUCCAAGUAUAAUAACAAUCCUAUUUUUAAGCUUUGUGCAAAGUAGCGUAAACUAGCAAGUAUAGUAACACUGUUCAAUAUUUACCUUUGACCCUUUACUGUUGACAGAGCUGUCAUUAUGACUGAACUCUGAUUGGAUAUCUCUUUCAGGAAAUCUGCUCACUGACAAAGCAAUCGUGAUGCAAUCAGAGAUUCAUCAUACAGUACAUGCAUGUUUUACCUGCUUUUUAAAUCCCUGUAUUAAUGACAGGACUUCUCAAACCAUACUGAUGUCUGCAGGAGAGCGGUGGAACUCCUGUGUCUGUGAGCUCACUCUUAGCCUCUUGCCUGUAGGUUCCUGUUCUAGUGUAAUUGAUGUGUGUAGCUGACAUCUGAAACUCCACUCGUGUCCUCAUGUAAAUUUUAAAUCCCCUGCCAGGAUAAAAAGCUGUGCGCUUUGUUCAUUUAAGACAUUAGCACCUGAGUAAUUGCACUGUAGUGCAUCCAGAACUGUGGUGUCCAUUAGGCUAAUAGCUUUUUCGCUGUUCGAUUGUCUGCUUCGUGUCUCUACCAGUAAUGUAACCACACAACCCAUAUCUAAUGAAUAAACUCUGGUCAGCCUAUUCUAGUAUCCAAGUGCUUAACAAUUCACUGUCGCCUCCUGAAACCGGGUUGGCAAAAGUUGUUUUUAAAAAGUUGUAUUAUAGGCCUAGUGUAUCAUGUUCUUUUUAAACUGAAGGAAGUUAUGCAGUCAGUGGAGCCAGUGUGCAUCAGUAUUUAUUUUGAAUCAUAUAUCUAGUCAGUUGGUGACCCUCGAAUUAUGGCGUUGGGAAGAAUGAAGUUCAGUUACUAUUUGUGUUUAUGGAUUUUGAUUUGCAUCUGUCGUAUAUGGAUCUAUCGUUAUAUUUAUGCUGUUCAAAACAAGCCUGCAUUUGUAUUUUUAGAAUGAUCUUAAUAAUAAUAUAAUAAAUAAUAAUAAUUUUAGCCUAGAGUUAUUGUUUGUAUAUCUUUAACCAGAGUUCUCCAACCUGCAGGACCAGUACAGUAGCAGCGCAAUGACAUGUUGAGGACUGAAUGAUUGAAUCAUUCUUCAAGUUUAAUCCGGUUUAGCUGGAUCAUUGAAAAUGCGACCAAUAAAGACCAAGAAAUAAAACAGAAAAAAACCUAUGGUAUUAUCCUUCAUACUCCGCACAAUAUAAUUGGCUGCUGGUAGGCGGAUCAGAUUCAGACCACAAGUAAAAAAAGUAAAAUGCGGAUGAGGAAGAUGUAUGGAAAAAUACUAAAUUGAGGUAACCAGGAAAACAUACAUGGAAAGUUCAAACUAUGCUAUGCCACUAAAGAUGAAUAUCUAUUUUUUUUUUUUUUUAUCAAUUUAAUAUUUUCACAAUAGAAUAACCCUUUGAAGGCUUGGUAAGUUUAGUAGAUAUUAAUUAUUUCUUUUGCAUGACCCUGUUGACUGGAAAUCUAAACAGUGUUUACAGGAUGGAACACAGAUCUUUGGCACUAAUUUGUAGGAUUUUAAACUGCCUUGUUUUGCUUAGUAUAUAUACUCGCAGUUUUAAAGGCGAUAAUGUUAUAGCUCUUUACUAAUUGUUUUAUUUAUUUAUUUUUAUUUAUUUAGUGCUGGGACUCAAAUAACUUCUGUUUAGGUUCUCUCUGGCACCUAAAUGUUCUGUGCCAGUUGUUUCAUUACAGGUAAUACAGCCUGACUGGUUAAUGAAGCAGUUAAUAAUACAAAGUAGGUCUGAAUAAUUCAUACUUAAAGAAUCAGCACUGUGUGUACAUUUAGCUUGGAGGAAAUAAGUUUUAUGCAGACAAAUUUGUAUAUAGCAUAUUGUUCAUCAAAAUGCCUUAUGUAUUUUAGUGUUAGGAUCAUUUUACUGAAGCGCAGUAAUGCGUUUAAAAUACAACAGAAUAAUCAGUGUUGGCUUGAAAAACAGCAUAAAGAGAUUAUGAUUUGCUUUUUCCUAAAUAGUCCAGUUUGGUUCCAAAUGUAAUCUAAAAAUGACACAUAGUACUUAACCUGUAGACUGCAAAAUAUAUGCAUUAUGAAUGCAAAAACCUCUUCAGUGUAGUUAUUGAUAAUACAGUUAUUUCCUAAAGGCUGUCUUUCAAGGUCAUAGUAUUGGCUGUUUAGUUUGCUCGAAGUUAUAUCGACUGUACUGGUACUUGAUACUUGAUUGUGUUUCUGAUGGAGAUGGGUAACAGCCCACUGAUCUUGAAAAGGGAUACUCUAGACUUCUUACAGAUUUUUAGGAAAUAAAAGAUUACUAAACACAGUUGUAAAGGAUAUGUCACCCCCUUCCUGGAAAGAAUUCACUGUGUAUGCAAGUGAAUGUAGGUAUGAGACAACCGUACAGAGGAAUGUUGACGGGAGAUUCUUUGUCUAGGAAGAAUUGAACGUGCCUGGUAGAAUAUGUGCAGUUUGAAAAGAAUGUUUCAGAUUAUUUUAUUGUUUAGUGUUUAAUUAAACUUUUUUUCUUGUAUCACUGAACAAGAUAGUACCGUUAUGUUGCAUUAGUUACUGUAGCUUAUCUAUGUUAGACAAAACAAAAUAAUAAUUGUGUGUGUGAACCAGUAGACUUGUUAGCUUACUGUUCAAAAUGUAUAAAGUAUUUUUACAAUGCAGUGUUUGUAUUCAGAAUGAAUAACAUUCAAUACAAACUAUUAGCAACUGUAUUUGCUGUAGCUAUCCACACCAGGAUUUCAUGGCUAUUCCCCCACCUCUGUUAGAUCAACUGUCGCAAAUGUGGAACUCCAUAGUGAACACUGUUGAACUAGUGACACCUGCAGGAGGAGGUGGGAACUUCGAUCAGUUGCAAAUCCUGCUUACUGCAGCUCAAACUGCCUAACUGGUUGUUGAUAAUUUGACUUUCCUCACCACCAAAGAUGAUGCCCUCAGACCUAUCCUGUCUGACUGAAAACAGGGUUAUAAGCCCUGCUGGGACUGAAACUCACAGUACACUGUAACAAGACAGAAUUGACUGUGUUUCCACUGACCAAACCCAGUUCUAAAAAACGAUCUCAAUGAGUGCUGUUAGGAUUCGCUCCAGGUUCAUUUGGGCAUUGGAGAGUGGUUAACUGAGCUUGCUAAGUACAGAUCUCAAUACAGGAAAAUAUAUCAUACUACUAACUGGAUCUGGAUAUCAAACCUAUUGGUCAUCGGUGCCACACACGACUUUCCAAUUACGUAGACAUCUGCGCCCAACUGUUGGUGGAAAGUAUUACCUUUAAAUUUGGGAAUCAAACAGCACAGCAAUUGCUGAGUGAGUUUGUGUGUCCCUUAGUCUUCAAAUGAUGUGUUAGCAGUGCUGCAGUCACAUAUGGUUAAUUAAUAUCCCACAUCAAGUUAUCUACAUGCUUACAGAACUGAAUGGGAAUUUUUAUAGCACUUUUCUCUAUCAGCAGGGAAGCUCUGUGCAAUAAUUAAUGUAUGUAUUGCUCAUUAUACUAUGGGGAAAAAAUGAUGUUAUUUAUCAUGAACCUGGAGUGCAAACUAUGUGAGGAGAUCAAUGCCUCUAGCAUAUCAUCAGUCUGUAAAGUGUCACCUAAUGGCAUCAUAUGUGUCAAUCAAAAAUAGAUCCUGUGUGCUACUCUUGUUUAACAGAUUUGUGCAUGGUACCUUUACAUCUGUAUUCAGAACACUAUCAUGAAAAAUAAAUGUAAAUGUGUCUCA